This is a messenger RNA of Aspergillus versicolor CBS 583.65, 2396 nucleotides long. RefSeq lists its product as uncharacterized. The coding region runs from base 1 to 2169 and encodes 722 amino acids. NCBI's taxonomy places the organism in Eukaryota, Fungi, Ascomycota, Eurotiomycetes, Eurotiales, Aspergillaceae. The transcript has 4 exons. The record is from RefSeq and is a predicted model, not a curated record. Gene Ontology annotation, molecular function: protein binding; oxidoreductase activity, acting on a sulfur group of donors, disulfide as acceptor.
AUGAAUAGCCAGCCCCGGCUUCUGUCAAGACCCGUACCGCAGAAAUGGCCCGGGAUAUCAGUGUCGGAGUGGCUGUCAGAUUGGCACAAACAAGAGCGGCCGACAAAGGACGCCCAGAUUGCCCGGCUAGUCAAGCUCGCUUCCUCGUAUGAUCCUUCAGAAAAGUGGGCGCCAGAAGGGAGUGCCUUUGCUCUUCAGCAACUUGAAAUGCUAUCGAAGUCCGACCCACAGGUGUUUGAGGGAUGGCUCUCGAUUGCACAGCGUCGGCGCGAGCGCGAAUUCGAGACCAUACUAGCCAAGAGACAAGAACGAACUACCUUAGAGGAUCGUACAAGAGAGACUGGGGAUCCGCUACCCAGGGAUCAGAAGGGGGGAUGGACCAUACUUGGCGACGGUCUUCGCUAUGAUGAUAUCCCUCUUACGGACCCCAAUGAUCUUACCUUUAUCACUGAAAACCCCCGCUUUCUUGGACCGCCACCUGAAUACUAUAGCGGCUUUGAAUCUGCCUGUCGUCGGGGCUCUCUUGUGGCGGCGGAAUCCAUCAUCGCUUCCGAAAUCAUUACGGCCACCCCCGCUUUCCUUCACCACGGCCUCUGCCUUGCACUGAAGGCUGGCAAUGUGGAAGUUGCACGAUAUUUUCUCGCUACUGGAGCACCUAUCGUCCGGAAAACCCCGAAUCACAUUCUUUCCGCCCCAGUAGACCAGCAGAUUCCCCUCUUCCAGCUCUUAGUUGACUAUGGCUGGACGCCAAAUACCCCCGGGACAUGGGGCGCAGUUCUACUACCUUCUAUUGUGACCAACCACUCCCUCCUCCGGUGGUUCCUGGACCAUGGUGCAAACCCUAACCUGGGAGAGCAGGAUGAGUACCUUUAUGGCGAGCCCACAAGUGACUCAUGCGCGGCUCUCGAGAAAAUGGCCUACCAAGGGAAUCUCGAGGCUGUCCGUAUGCUCCUGGAUGCCGGUGCCGUGAUCCAAAACGGGUUCCCGCUACAUGAAGCAGCAGGGGCUUGCCCACCUGGUGGUAAUCCACAUGCCGGCAUGGUCACCCCCAGCGAGGAGUUCGACAGAAGUAAAAUCCCCGUUAUGGCCCUUCUAGUGGAACGCGGUGCCGACGUGAACCAACUCCAAGGGCCUCAAAAAGGGAACAUGGUACCUGGAUAUGCAAUCGUCCACGCUGUCAUGGCAGGUGCAGUAGAGCGAGUCCGGUGGCUCCUGGAGAACGGAGCGGAUCCCACAGUAAGGGGACCAUGGGGAAGCGCCGUGGACAUGGAGAAGCAGGUCGAGGAUCUAUCUGGCAGAGACCAGCUACCUCCCACAACUGGCCAUAGCACCCCCCAGCGCCGCCGGGCUUUCCCCCGCCUCGCCGGCUUCCUCGGUAUCGCCGCUUGCCUCUGGCUGACUUUCCACUGGCUUCCUAUCGCGUUUCCGAAGUUCAAGUUAUCUCCGUGUCACCAUCAUUCUCAAACGGCAGAAGAUGGCUUCCCAUUCGAAGACCAAGAUGCACUCCCAGACUCGGCGACUGCGGAUCCAGAACGUAUUCCUCUUGAAGCGCACAUCAUGAGUAAAUGUCCAGAUGCGCGGGAUUGUCUAAGGGAACUUGUUGUGCCGACAAUGGAGAGGGUCAGCGACGAAAUCGACUUUAAGCUUUCGUUUAUCGCAAACGUCUCAAAUAGGUCUUCCGAUGUAACGUGCAUGCACGGCCCCGGCGAAUGCAUCGGAAACAUGCUCAUGCUCUGCGCCGCGAACCUUCCCUUCCCACCAGAUGACAGCUCUACACAGGCGACGACGCCCACGGUUCGAUACCUCGGGUUCGCGACUUGCCUGAUUAGCUCAUACGAAGAGAUCCCAGAGAGGCAGUUCGUUGAGCAAUGUGCUCUGGAGCACGGUAUUGACUUUGAUGCUCUGAAUCAAUGCGUCAGCCGACAAGACGACAAUCCCAAUUUUCUUCACCAGGAAGAUGCUCCGCUGAGCGGUAUUGCUCUUCUGCGGGAGAGUGCCUAUCACAGUGCGGAGCUUGAAGUGACGACGAGCUGUACUGUGCGUGUCGAUGACACUGUCUGGUGUAUCCGGGAUAGCGGAGCCUGGAAAGACUGCGUAAUGGAUGGCAAAGGUAGUCAGGUGUCGGUUCUUGUUGACGAGAUUGAAAGGCUCUACGGGCAGCGGAAUUGAUUCCCGGUACAGUACAGUGAUUAUUUUUAAUGGAAAAUGGCCUUAUAGAGCCUUAAUGACCCUAUAUACGACGAACUAUAUACCAAUUAUGCUGUAUGGUUGCUGGACAGGUUCGCCAGGGCCUGGUUCUUGGAGCGACAACGUUUAUUUCUUAUGGGUUUAAUGAGAUUUUUAUAUUAUUAUAUUCAGUUCGGGGAUUCUAAUCGCGUGAAUGAAUACAAACGACC